Messenger RNA from Tetrahymena thermophila SB210, 255 nucleotides. Its product is annotated as PH domain protein, putative. NCBI's taxonomy places the organism in Eukaryota, Ciliophora, Oligohymenophorea, Hymenostomatida, Tetrahymenidae. The record is from RefSeq and is a predicted model, not a curated record. The transcript has 2 exons.
AUGAACAAUAUGGAUAAAGAACAAAGAAAAAAGCUUGAAAAGCAAAUUUAAUUAGGUCACAUCAAAAAAGAAGAUAUUCCUAUUGGUAAAGUACCUGUUGAUCAUAAAUUUAGUACUAAAUGCAAGGACUAUUACAAUGCUUACGAUCUUUGCCUCAAAGAAUCCUAUGGUGACUGGGUCAAUUGUAAAUACUUUAGAAAAUCUAUGGAAAAGUGUGAAAGAGAGUACCAUAUCUUCCCCUUGUCAUAAAAUUGA